Molecule: messenger RNA, 1613 nt
Organism: Priapulus caudatus
Lineage: Eukaryota; Metazoa; Priapulida; Priapulimorpha; Priapulimorphida; Priapulidae
Product: retinol dehydrogenase 14-like
Exons: 3
Coding region: 25-984 (319 amino acids)
Source: RefSeq, a predicted model, not a curated record
AUUAUAGAGAUCAGUGGAUACAAAAUGAUGUCAUACUUGGUUCCAUUCCUCGGAGUUGGAGUAGCAGUUGCACUUUCUCUAUGGUUGAUUCGUCAGUACAGAAACUAUACUAUAACCAUAUAUCUAAGCAGCGUGACCAUGGAAGGCAAGACUGUCAUUAUCACAGGAGCAAACAGUGGAAUAGGUAAGGCGACUGCAACGGAGCUGGCGGCUAGGGGUGCGCGCGUCAUCAUGGCCGUGCGCGACCUUGAGAGCGGUCGGCAGGCGAUUGCUGACAUACGUGAGCGCACCGCGGCUGGCGAGCUCCUGCUCAAGCGGCUCGACCUGGCGUCGCUGGCGUGCGUGCGCGCAUUCUGCGCGGACGUGCUCGCGACGGAGCCGCGCAUCGACGUGCUCGUCAACAACGCGGGCGUGUACGGCGGCCCCGCGACGACGACUGAGGACGGCUUCGAGUACAACCUCGCCGUCAACCACCUCGGUCACUUUCUUCUCACGCGUCUACUCACCGAGCGGCUCGUCGAGUCGGCGCCGAGCCGCGUCAUCGUCGUCACGUCGUCGCUCUACAGGAAGGGCAUCGUCGACUUCGAUAAUCUGAACAUGGUCGGCGCGUACAACCCGGCGAAGGCGUACAAGAACUCGAAGCUGAUGAACUCGUUGUUCGGGCGCGAGUUGCACCGCAGGACGUGCGAGCGUGGCGUGUCGACGUACCUCGUGCAUCCGGGCAUCGUCUGGUCAGGCCUAGCGCGCCGCGUCAACACGCCGCGCAUCAUCAGGUUGCUGUUCCGCCCCCUCGGACUCGCGCUCCUGAAGACGCCCUUCCAAGGCUGUCAGACGAGCGUGUUCUGCGCUGUUGAUAAGUCUAUCGAGGGUGUGUCUGGCAAGUAUUACGGCAACUGCAGAGAGGAGCCUCUGGAUAGCAAGGCUUUGGAUAGUGACGUCACAAAGAGAUUGUGGGAAGUUAGUGAGAAGCUCACUGGGUGUUAGGCAAGCAGGAAUAGCUGAUCGUUAUCAUGGGUUUAUGUAAACAGUGUUUCUUGUGUCACUUUACUUAAAUUUGUGAAAAUUAUGUGCGACAAUUUAUUCGAGUCGUAGAUGGAAAUCAUUAUUCAAAAUCACAUGACGUUUUUAACUUGAAAUAUUUUAAAUAAUGUGGCUAUCAUGUAUGGAAGGUAUUCACAUGUGUGGACGCAGUGACGGAUCCAGGGGGGCACAGGGGGCGGUCGCCUCUCCCUAGAAUUUUCAGGGCAAUGGUAUUUUAGCCUAACACCCUCCCCCUCUGGCGCUUCGUGCCCUUGAGCUCACAUGACUCGCCCCCCCCCUAGAAUUCACUUCUGGAUCCGCCACUGGGACGCACUCGCACAUAGGUGUAGGUAUAAGGGAUAAAUUUAUUUGUUGUUACGUAUCAAAGACGUAUUUAAUCUGGAGAGACAAUAACCAUCAUAUUAUAUUCAAGGAUUAUUUUUUCACGUUUUAGUUAGGAGACAAUUAACGAUUGACUGUUAAUGAUGAUAUUUCUGUAAUAUUGUUGUUGUUACUUAAAAAAUAUUGCGCGAAACUGCAGUAUUUAAUAUAACUAAAGCAGUAAUAAAGUUGGAUGCUAAUUAUUAACCAUA